This is a messenger RNA of Fusarium keratoplasticum, 495 nucleotides long. RefSeq names its product Mitochondrial pyruvate carrier. The record is from RefSeq and is a predicted model, not a curated record. Gene Ontology annotation, biological process: pyruvate import into mitochondria. The transcript has 3 exons. Gene Ontology annotation, cellular component: mitochondrial inner membrane. The coding region runs from base 79 to 495 and encodes 138 amino acids. Lineage: Eukaryota; Fungi; Ascomycota; Sordariomycetes; Hypocreales; Nectriaceae.
UUAUCAACCUCACCUCCAAACGACGAAAAACCGCUCCUUCACCUCAACCCCCGCGAGACCGACCCCAGAUUAUUCAAGAUGGCUGCAAUCAUCAAGGCUGCUAAUGCCAAGAUCCGGUCCAACCCGGUAUCUGAUUACAUCUGCUCGACCCACUUCUGGGGUCCCGUCUCCAACUUCGGCAUUCCCCUUGCCGCCAUCAUGGACACCCAGAAGAGCCCUGAACUCAUCUCGGGACAGAUGACCGGUGCCCUCAUCAUCUACGCCGGUACCUUCAUGCGCUACUCUCUGGCUGUGACACCCCGAAACUACCUCCUCUUUGCCUGCCACUUCGUCAACGCCGGCGCCCAGCUCACCCAAGGAUACCGAUGGCUCAACUACCACUACUGGGGCGGAAAGGAGAACAUGGCAAAGGAGCAGCUGGUGCAGGCGGCAGAGGUGGCCAAGAACAAGGUUGAGAAGGCCGGCGAGAAGGUUCAGAGCGCCGUCAGCAAAUAA